AUGGGUACCGGUAAGAAAGAAGCGACCAGAAAGGUCAAGCAAGGGAAAGUAGGAGAUGGCAUGGCCAAUGUUAAGACCAAGGGCGAGAACUUCUAUCGCACUGCGAAGCAAGCCAAGACCUUAAAUAUGUUCAAUGAAGGCAAAGCUCGACACAAUGCCGCAGGAAAGGUUAUUCAAGCUGCAACCUUUCAGAGUAGAGAAACAAAGCCCGCACGAAUUGAGCCCAACAGGAAAUGGUUUACAAACUCAAGAGUCAUUGGUCAAGAUGCCUUGAAUUCUUUCCGAGAAGCCAUGGCUGAGCGAGCGAGUGAUCCUUACUCGGUUUUGCUAAAGACUAACAAAUUGCCAAUGUCACUGAUUCGCGAUGGCCAAGGAAAAAAUGGAUUGAAGCAACAUCAAGCCAAGAUGGCGGUCGAGGCGGCUCCAUUCAGUGAUACUUUUGGUCCAAAAGCACAACGAAAGAGGGUGAAGCUUGGUGUCAGUUCUUUAGAAGAUCUUGCCGACGACAGCGUGAAAAGCCAUGAUACAUAUUUGGAUCGCCUCGAACAAGCAAAGCUUCUGAGUGGAACUUCAAACGACCCUGAAGCCGUUGGAGAAGCUGCUGCAAUCGACGAUGGCCAUAUUACCAGUGCCCGUGAAGCAAUUUUCAGCAAAGGUCAAAGCAAACGUAUAUGGAAUGAGCUUUAUAAGGUUAUUGAUUCUUCAGAUGUGGUCAUACAUGUUUUGGACGCCAGGGAUCCUCUGGGUACCCGUUGUCGGACUGUCGAAAAGUACAUCAAGGAUGAAGCACCACAUAAACAUCUGAUAUUCGUACUCAAUAAGUGCGAUCUUGUUCCUACCGGGGUUGCCGCUGCCUGGGUGCGAUCGCUUUCCAAAGAUUAUCCAACACUUGCCUUCCACGCGUCGAUAACAAAUUCCUUCGGAAAGGGAUCCCUCAUCCAACUCCUCCGCCAAUUCUCCUCCCUCCAUUCUGACCGCAAACAAAUAUCAGUUGGUUUCAUUGGAUAUCCAAAUACUGGCAAAUCAUCAAUCAUAAACACAUUACGAAAGAAGAAAGUCUGCACAGUAGCUCCAAUACCAGGAGAAACAAAAGUUUGGCAGUACAUCACACUUAUGAAACGUAUUUACCUCAUUGAUUGUCCUGGAGUAGUUCCUCCAAGUACUACCGAUACCCCACAAGAUAUUCUACUACGAGGUGUAGUCAGAGUAGAAAACGUUGAACACCCAGAACAAUAUAUUCCUGCAGUUUUGAGUAAAACUAAACCCCAGCACAUUGAAAGAACAUAUGCUCUUAAAGGAUACAAAAACCACAUUGAAUUCUUAGAGCUGCUCGCAAGAAAGGGCGGAAGAUUAUUGCAUGGGGGCGAACCUGAUGUUGAUGGUGUAGCCAAGAUGGUCCUCAAUGACUUUUUGAGAGGAAAAAUUCCGUGGUUUACACCACCUCCCAAACUCGAAGGCCCAGAAGAAACCGGGGUUGAAGGUCGUGAGGGUAGACUGGGCGAAAUGCCACGGAAGAGAAAGCGGGAUGAAGCUGGUGAAUCAGUAGCUGACACUUUUGUUGGAGAUAUUGCGUCAACGAUCGCGGCUGAUGAAGAUGAUUCAUUCGAAGGCUUUGAUAGCGAUAACGAAGAUGGUGGCGUUGAGUUAGACGAUGUCGCUGAUGCUGAAACCAUUGAUAAAGCUUUCGGCAUAGAGUCCGACGAGGAAAGUGAGGCUGACGAUGCUGAUGAACCUGCAGAGGAAGACAAUGCCGAAGCUGCCAACGAGCAACUUCAGAAACAACUUUCAAAAGACUCAAAUACCUCGAGGCGGAAACAGCAAUCAAAGAAGAGAGGUCAAAAGACGUAA
Sclerotinia sclerotiorum 1980 UF-70 is the source of this 1848-nucleotide messenger RNA. RefSeq lists its product as hypothetical. Gene Ontology annotation, molecular function: GTP binding. The coding region runs from base 1 to 1848 and encodes 615 amino acids. The transcript is spliced from 4 exons. Gene Ontology annotation, cellular component: nucleolus. The record is from RefSeq and is a predicted model, not a curated record. NCBI's taxonomy places the organism in Eukaryota, Fungi, Ascomycota, Leotiomycetes, Helotiales, Sclerotiniaceae.